AUGCCAAGCCGCGAUCCUUCUCCUUUAACGGGAUCAAGUGGUUCACCAUCGUUGGAUCCGGCAACGUCUGACGCAACUCCAACUAUCAGCCAAAUCGGAGCCACCAUGGCUGUCGUACCGAAGACUAAUGUUCUCGCUAAAGGCUUGAGCGAGGAAGUCGAAUCAUCUCCAACAGAAAUUGAUAGUCUACUGUCGAAUCCCACGGGUUGGACGGAGGACAGAAAUUCCCUCACGGAAUUCACGAUAUUCAUGGAUCUAGCACCAGAGUUGAGACUCAAGAUUUGGGAACAUGCUAUGGAUGAGGUCGACGAACGAGUUGUUGAGAUAUUAUGGAGCGAGAAGCAUCAUCGUUUCUUCACGAACUGCCCUGUCCCUACCGUUCUCCAGGCUUGCCGGGAAUCCCGAACAACUUUAAAGUACGACCGAAUCGUGGUUCCAUAUGGAAAAUCCUCUUCCCACCUUGGCUCGGAGGGUCUGAACCAAGCCGAGAAGCUUGCUUUUACUACUUGGGUCGACCUUUCGCGCGAUAUCCUGUACUUCUGUCUCACUGGGCACCGGGGUAGAGACUCAUAUAACGACGUCAGCUCCGCCUUCCUCAAGACGUUGAUGCAUCAUUACAGAGAAGAUUGGACUAAGAGAAAAGUGGGAUUACAACGUAUAGCUUUUGAAGCCUUCACCUUGGACACCCUCAGCAUUUCCGACGGACUGACCGAUUACGAUUACCUCAAGGAGAUCAACGUGGUCAACUUCAGCAUCGCACCUUCAGUUCCACUUUCCACCUUGAGCGCUGAUCCUACUGGUUGGACACCAAAGACUAUUGCUCCAACCACUCUUCAUGACUUUGCCAAGCUUCCCAUAGAGCUUAGAUUGGAGAUCUUUAAGCACGCUCUGGUUGAUGCCGAAUCUCGGAUCGUUGAGGUUCUCUUCAAUGCACCUAUCCUGCACUUCCACACCACUUGCGUCGCACCAGCUCUGCUCCACGCUAGUUCCGAGUCUCGUAGAGAAGCCAAGAAACACUACGAUCAACUUGUUCUUCAGGAUGGUCGUCCUGGCCUGUCGGACCCGAAAUUCUCAUACACCUGGAUCGAUUACUCGCAAGAUAUCCUCUACUUCUGCCCAACAGGGCUCAUAACGUCACGAUAUGGAAGCCGCCACAUCAAAAGCUUUCUGAAGAGCUUGUCAAGCGCAUCAAACGGCCACAAAUUGUUGCGUGUAGCAUUCGAAGCUACGAGCAUCAACAGCAGUGUGGUUGCAGAGAUUCUGACCAGCUUUCCACUACUGAAGGACAUCAAAUUAGUCUAUUCCGAUGUUUGUGUCUACUCCCGGCAUGCAACUAAGGAAUACAAGAAGAUCCAACGCAAACCUAUCAUUGGGUGUUCCAACAUACCCGACGAUACAAAGUUCGUCAGAUGGAAUGGGUACAAGAAAUCAUCGGUCGAUGGCAACAGAUGGAAUGAUUUUCAAGUCAAGAAAGGCUUUUUUUUAAAAACGACCUUCGUCAAGUCAAACCUGCGACUGGAGGAAUUCCAGGAGUGGUUAUCAGCGCCGUCGACAUCAAUAGGAUGGAAGGAGGGAAAGGAUUUGAAGAGAUCUCGAGGGGUGUGA
This is a messenger RNA of Mollisia scopiformis, 1605 nucleotides long. RefSeq lists its product as uncharacterized. NCBI's taxonomy places the organism in Eukaryota, Fungi, Ascomycota, Leotiomycetes, Helotiales, Mollisiaceae. The coding region runs from base 1 to 1605 and encodes 534 amino acids. The transcript is spliced from 3 exons. The record is from RefSeq and is a predicted model, not a curated record.